AAAACACAUUUGUUUGUGUAGCCAUCACAAAAUCUCUCUCUCCCUACAUAAACACAAGCCUCACGCCUGAGAAAGAACAAAACACAUUUGUUUGUUUUGCCAUCACAAAAUUUAUCUCUCUCUUUCUCUCUUUCGCCAGUUAUAAUCAGAGUCAUGAUAAGAGUUACGGUGUCGCGGUCAAACACAGUUGCGUCUUACUGUCUGGUGGCACUGCUGAUCCUAACACUUGCGGGAUCGGUUAAAAACAGCAACGGAGGAGGUAGCGGAGAAUAUUAUCGAGGAAGAAACUGUGAGGUUUGGAGAGGGAAGCAAAUGAUGGAGAGGCCAUGUGAGGAGCUAUACGUAGUAGGUGAAGGAGACACGCUUCACAGCAUCAGCGAAAAAUGCGGCGACCCGUUUAUCGUGGAGCGUAACCCGCAUAUCCAUGACCCGGAUGAUGUCUUCCCUGGUCUCCUCAUCAAACUUCACAUUAACCUCCCUGAAUAAGUCAUAACAAGUUCAAGACAUGUCGUUUUAUGUACAUUAUGGUUACAUAGUUAUCUCCCUUUCUUUUUCUUUAUUUUCUUGUUUGGAUUUUGAAUGAAUUUAACUUUUAACAUUUCUUUGUUUUGGUACAAACAAAGAUCCGAUACAUUGCCAUUGGACAACUACUCUCUUGGAUUUGUUCUUGUUAGAAACUUUAUUUUGUCAUUUGUGUAAAAAGCGGAUAAAGCCAAAGAGACUAAGAACAGAGUACCGAAAUUUAAAAACA
Messenger RNA from Arabidopsis thaliana (thale cress), 751 nucleotides. RefSeq names its product peptidoglycan-binding LysM domain-containing protein. The transcript has a single exon. NCBI's taxonomy places the organism in Eukaryota, Viridiplantae, Streptophyta, Magnoliopsida, Brassicales, Brassicaceae. Bases 154 to 486 code for a protein of 110 amino acids. The record is from RefSeq and is marked reviewed. Gene Ontology annotation, cellular component: plasma membrane.